Molecule: messenger RNA, 2244 nt
Organism: Paramuricea clavata
Lineage: Eukaryota; Metazoa; Cnidaria; Anthozoa; Malacalcyonacea; Plexauridae
Source: the annotation of a GenBank genome assembly
AUGAAAACAUUUGUCGAAUAUCCGGAGUCACUCAAAGUGGAACAAGUCAUGGAACCUGAAGCUGAUGAUGUGGAAGUGAUCUCGGAGGAACAAUACCAUCUUGUGGCUGUUAUUUCCCAUCAAGGCAAUACCAUUACAUCUGGUCAUUACACGGUGUGCGCCCUUCGUAGUGGUGAAUGGUUUUACCUUGACGAUGCGCAAGUGUCGAAGAUCUCCGGUCUUACAGCAAGGAAUCAAGAGGCAUAUGUCUUAAUGUACGAGAGAGAUACCACCAAGAAGAGUAAUGCAGCAACCACUACAUUGGAUUCCCACCCAAACCAAUCUUCAUUUCGAGUCUUCGAUUCGCAUCCGCCAAAUUUCUACAUAGAUUAUCCCUCUACCUCAUAUUCUUUGCCAAAGAUAUGCUGUACUGAAAAAAGCGAAGAGAAGUUAGUGUAUAGACCGAUUACCGAAUCUCAAGUGAACGAAGCAAAACUGAAAGCGUAUGAAGACCACACUUUUCCCAAUCACUUAAGAUUGAAAGGGUACUCUUCAAGUGAUCUUUUAAGUCUUCUUCCAGGUACCUGGUUAAAUAAUUUCGUAAUUAAUAAUUAUAUGUGGCUUCUCGAAAAGAAAUGCAAAGCUCUUGGCAACAAUGUAAGGACAAUUAAUAGCGAUGUAUUUCAGACAAUGAAAACACCUUCCAUGGAGAUAUUUAAUAGGAACAAAUACCAAACGCUGUGCAGUGACAUUCUUUCAUGUGAUGUGAUUUUGGGCGCAGUAAACUUUGGUAACCAUUGGUGUCUAGUGGCUAUAUUUCCUCAAUUAAGAAUGAUGGUGUAUCUCGAUUCUUUAUAUCACGGUGCUCAUGCAAAGGAGGGCUUCCAGAGGAUGCAGAACUUCUUGCAGUGUUCCCAGCGGAUAUCCAAAGCACAAGAUUCGUCGCUCGACUGGAAAGAAUGGCUAUUUUAUAAUCUACCCAGUCAGUAUCUCAGCCAACAGACGAAUUCUGACGACUGCGGUGUAUUUGUUUCGAAGUGGGCUCAGCACAUUGCUGUUGGAUUCCCACUGGAUUUUACUCAAGCAAACAUAGAAUCUUUCAGGUAUUCCAUGAUUCUGGAAAUAUGUGCCGGGGAACCGCGUUUAGAAAUUGAGCUUCCAUCAUUGGAAAGUCAAUUCAAAAAUGAAACUGCAACUCACGAAGAACAUGUUAAUUUCUGUACCAGUGAAGAGAGAUCAAAGAGAAAAGAGGUGACCUCGUUGAAAAGGCAGUUAAGUUCGCACUCGUUGGUUCGAUUUCGUAGAUUCAGAUGACGAUUUUCAACAAACAAAGAAAGUAAAGUCCUCCAAUACCAAAGACUUUUCGGCCGUCUCCCCAAGUUCAAAUACACAAACCAAAAAAACACACUCCACCACGCAUGAUCACUGUUAUGCAACAUCAAAACCUAGCGUUCAACAAUCUGACUUACCUCUGCAUGUCAGAGAUAUCCUUCCACCAAACUAUACCUACAAGCUUCAGGAAUAUGAAGAUCAAGAGAAAGAGUAUUUUACAGGGGCACCAAAAGAGGCUUUUAAGGCAGUUUUCUCCAUUUGUAAUGUCACAUCAGCGGAGCAAGUUAAAACAUGGGUUUCAGAACUGGCUUCAACAUCUAAUAUUAAAUAUGUCACGCAAGGUGGAUACCGACGAAAAGGUGUAAAAGUCCUUUUAUCGAAGUGGUAUAUUUGCCAAUGUCAAAGAAAGAAGUUAACGAAAAAGCAACAAGAGGCAAAAAAUAGAACCCCGGCAGUUUUCGAGAUAUUUGGCAUUGAAGUGACCAUACUAAAUUCAACCUUUGCCAAAAUGGCGUCUAAUAUCUGGGGAAGAUAUUGCGCCACCAAAGCUUGGUUUUCACAAUAAAUUUUGAAAGUCCCCCAAUAUUAGGAUCAUUUUUCUUUACAGUAAGUGUUAAAUUACUUUUGAAAGACUAUUUAGAAGACUUAGGAGUUAUUUGCCUGUUUUUACAGAUUUUAUAUCUGGACUGGUAUUACUAGCCUGCAUGCCCAUCUCCUUGACAUGCAUGCCUAUCUCCUUGGCAAGUGAAAUUGUCUGGUGGUAGAGACGAUUUUAAAAGAACAGCACAUUAUAAAGUGAUCAGAUUUUCUCUCAGUGAAAAAUUCUAUGUUCCUUUUUAAUUACAGCAGUUCAGAUGUCGAUAUAGAAUUGAAAAAGGGCUUCUUCCUGAACAUCCCGCAAGGGCAGGGCCAACUGACGAUGUUGAAGAAUGA